AUGAGUAAGAAGUGUGCCAGAGAAGAGUGCGGUAAAACCGUUUAUCCACUUGAAGAAUUGAAAUGCCUGGACAAAGUUUGGCAUAAAGGAUGCUUCAGAUGCACAGUAUGUGGCAUGGUUUUGAAUAUGAAAAAUUAUAAAGGAUAUGAUAAAAUGCCGUACUGCGAACCUCAUUAUCCAAAAACGGUAGCGUCAGUGGUUGUCGAUACGCCGGAAAUGAAGCGUCUAGCAGAAAAUACCAGAUUGCAGAGUCAGAUUAAGUAUCACGAAGAAUUCGAGAAAUCGAAAGGACAUAGAAUCCAAGUGGCGGAUGAUCCCGAACUGACUCGGCAUCUUCAGAACACCAAGAUUCAGUCUCAGGUAGCUUAUCACGGUGAACAGAACAAAAAGAAGUUACAAGAUGAGAUUCGACCCCAGCCAGAACAGCAAAACAUUUCUAAUGGCGGAGUAUCUUUGAAUGCUAAUAAUGUGCCUGAAUCACCUUCAACGUAUGCCCCGCCCUUAUCUGCUGCUGUUCAUCAACCAACAACGCCGUAUUCCAGCAAACUUGCUCGACAAUCCGGAACUCUAAUUUAUUCAUCCGAACAAGGUGGCAAAGUGCCUAUCCAGCAGCGUCAGGUUGGCAGCAUAGCUGAUUACGAUCCUUUAAAUGGAAAUUGGGGAACGGUAGGAUCGAGUCGAGCAGGUCAACUGUCAGCUUCAAAUGCCGGAACAACUGGUUCGAAUAUAAAAGGAAUUGGUCGAUCAAGUACGAAAGAAGUGGGCUUUGCAGUGAAAGCACUUUAUGAUUACACCGCUGCUGAUAAAGAUGAGGUGACAUUCGUUGAAGGCGAUAUCAUUGUGAAUUGCCAGAAGGUUGAUGAAGGCUGGUUAACAGGCACUGUGCAGAGAACGCUGCAGUGGGGAAUGUUACCUGCAAAUUAUGUGGAAAAAGUUAAACAGCCAACAGGGCUUCACUAUCUCAGCUGA
Molecule: messenger RNA, 969 nt
Organism: Acanthocheilonema viteae
Lineage: Eukaryota; Metazoa; Nematoda; Chromadorea; Rhabditida; Onchocercidae
Source: the annotation of a GenBank genome assembly